AUGGCUACCAGUAGAGGAAACAUGAACAACUCCAUCCAACUAGACCACCACCAACAUAAUCAACAUCAUCAAAAUCAUCAUCAUCAUCAUCAAAAUCAGCAGCAGCAGCAACAACAACAGCAUCAGCAUCAAAUACAAGAGCAUCAUCAACAUCAUCAAAAUCAGAUUCCUUAUGCAAUGAUGCAAUCAUCAUCAUCAUCUUCCAUCCCUGGAAACUUCAUAAGCAAAGAUACUGGAGCUUAUGAUUUGGGUGAAUUAGAUCAAGCCCUUUUUCUCUAUCUUGAUGGACAAGACCCUUCCACUAUUCAAGAGCAAAGACAUAAUUCUGGAAUGAGGCCUCCGACUCUAAACAUUUUCCCUUCACAACCUAUGCACGUUGAGCCACCAUUAGCCACAAAGACAAGUAGAGGAUUGGUUUCUCCAGCAACUAGUGGUUCAAAGAGACCAUCAGAGCCGUCCAUGGAGUUGGCCAACGCCAGAAAUGAUGCUUCAGGUUCUGCACCAGAUCAACCAGCUAAAGCUGUCAAGCGUGAGGGGAACCGGAAAGGGCCAACAUCAAGUUCAGAGCAGGAAGGACCCAAAACACCAGACCCUAAGACUUUGAGAAGACUUGCUCAGAAUAGAGAAGCAGCAAGGAAAAGCAGGCUAAGAAAAAAGGCUUAUGUUCAGCAGUUAGAGUCAAGUAGGAUUAGGCUAACACAACUGGAACAAGAACUUCAAAGAGCCAGAGCUCAAGGCAUGUUUUUUGGUGGUGGUGUUCUAGGAGGAGAGCAAGGCCUUCCUGUUGGUAUUAACAACACAAGCUCAGACGCCACUGUGUUUGACAUCGAGUACGCAAGAUGGCUAGAAGAGCACCAUCGCCUCAUGUGCGAGCUUCGAGCCGCGGUUCAAGAGCAUCUACAGGAGAACGAGCUUCGGAUCUUCGUCGACAACUGUUUAGCACAAUUCGACGAGUUGAUGAACCUAAAAAGCAUGGUAGCCAAAACAGAUGUCUUUCAUCUUGUGUCUGGCAUGUGGAAGACUCCAGCCGAACGAUGCUUCAUGUGGAUGGGUGGAUUUCGGCCCUCUGAGCUCAUCAAGGUUAUAGUGAAUCAGAUUGAGCCAUUGACGGAGCAGCAGAUAAUGGGAAUAUGUGCUUUGCAACAAUCGACACAGGAAGCUGAAGAAGCUCUAUCACAAGGCUUGGAAGCUCUGAAUCAGUCCCUUUCUGAUAUUAUAACUUCUGAUUCACUGAGCUGCCCUCCUAAUAUGACUAACUACAUGGGCCAAAUGGCUAUCGCCAUGAACAAGCUCGCCACCCUCGAAGGUUUUGUUAGACAGGCUGAUAAUCUGAGGCACCAAACCAUACACCGGCUGCAUCAAAUCCUGACGACCCGUCAAGCUGCAAGGUGUUUGCUGGCGAUUGCUGAGUACUUCCAUCGCCUAAGAGCUCUCAGCUCUCUCUGGUUGGCUCGCCCUCGGCAAGAACAAUAGGACCCCUAGCUAGGCCAUAGCCGCUUUCAUUUCCUUUUAGCUCUUUUCUCUUAAUUAUUAUUGGCUUCUUUCAUA
Molecule: messenger RNA, 1548 nt
Organism: Theobroma umbraticum
Lineage: Eukaryota; Viridiplantae; Streptophyta; Magnoliopsida; Malvales; Malvaceae
Gene: TGA10
Product: bZIP transcription factor family protein
Biological process (GO): regulation of DNA-templated transcription; DNA-templated transcription
Molecular function (GO): DNA-binding transcription factor activity; sequence-specific DNA binding
Source: RefSeq, a predicted model, not a curated record